AUGCGGGAGACCAAAGUUUGUUCGUUCGCCCUUCUAAGAGUUGUGUUUUAGACCAAACCAGUUGUUCCCUAUAGUGCUUGGACGACUUUCAAAAAGGCUUUUCAACGGGAAGCAGAAUGGGUUGAGAAGGACGAAUUUCUUGACAUCAUCUAUUGGAUACGGCAGCUAUUUGGAAUACUCACGGGCAUCAUAUGGGGCUUUCUUCCUUUAAAAGGAGCCAUGGCUAUUUCUUUGUUCUUUAUCGUCAAUAUGGCUGCAGUUUAUAUCUACGCUGCCGUGUUUCAGAGAGUAGAUGAGGAAGAAUAUGGAGGCUUCGGUGAGAUCCUCAAGGAGGGGCUUGUGACUGCCUUCGCCACCUUUAUGAUCGUUUGGAUAAUACUGUUUGAUAUUUUGCAUGGCGGCGGCAGUGCCUGA
This is a messenger RNA of Spirometra erinaceieuropaei, 414 nucleotides long. The record is from the annotation of a GenBank genome assembly. NCBI's taxonomy places the organism in Eukaryota, Metazoa, Platyhelminthes, Cestoda, Diphyllobothriidea, Diphyllobothriidae.